GGGAAGCGAAAGCGUCAAUGUCAAACAGACCUGGAUCGUUUGUAUCAGUCGAUUACAACAUCAUCCGCAGAUAAAGCGCCCGUCAGCGGACACAGGCAGCAGCAAGUCAGCGUUUGGAACAAACUUACUGAAGCAGAAGCUGCCGGUGGACUGGCCGAUCUCAGGAAUAAUGAACUCUCUCUCGGGUAAGAGUGUGUUGACGCUAUGCAGGGCUUUCUCCAGUCCUUUAUUGCUCCCUCCUGCAAUGGUUGGGGCAGUGAGGGUCUGCCACACAGGUGUGAACUCCAAAGGCACGGUCUUCACCAGAAAACGAGGCUACGAUAUCACAAGGAACCCCCACUUGAACAAAGGCAUGGCAUUCACCCUGGAGGAGAGGUUACAACUUGGCAUCCAUGGCCUGCUGCCUCCCUGUUUUCUCUCUCAAGAUGUCCAAGUGCUUCGUGUCAUGAAGAGCUACGAGACGCGCAGUAAUCCUCUAGACAAAUACAUAUUGCUGAUGACCCUGCAAGACAGGAACGAGAAGCUUUUUUAUCGUGUGUUGACCUCUGACAUUGAAGAAUUCAUGCCUAUUGUCUACACCCCUACUGUGGGCCUGGCCUGCCAACAGUAUGGCCUUGCUUUCAGAAGACCAAGAGGGCUGUUUAUUACUAUUCAUGACAAGGGGCAUAUCGCCACUAUGCUGAACUCAUGGCCAGAGGAGGACAUUAAGGCCAUAGUGGUGACGGAUGGAGAAAGAAUUCUGGGAUUAGGAGACCUGGGUGGCUAUGGAAUGGGGAUCCCAGUGGGCAAACUGGCUCUGUAUACAGCAUGUGGAGGAGUGCCACCUCAGCAGUGCCUGCCUGUGCUGCUAGAUGUGGGCACUGAUAAUCAGACCCUCUUAGAUGACCCCUUGUACAUCGGCUUAAAGCACAAAAGAGUGAGGGGCAAAGAAUACGAUGACCUCAUUGAUGAGUUCAUGCAAGCAGUCACUGACAAGUAUGGUAUGAAUUGUCUAAUUCAAUUUGAGGAUUUUGCCAACAGCAAUGCCUUUCGUAUUCUCAAUAAAUACCGUAACCGUUAUUGCACCUUUAAUGAUGAUAUCCAAGGCACAGCUUCUGUCGCUGUCGCCGGGAUUCUUGCUGCUCUUAAAAUCACGAAGAAUAAACUUUCUGAUCACAAGUUUGUGUUUCAGGGAGCAGGAGAGGCUGCUUUAGGAAUUGCCCACUUAUUGAUAAUGGCCAUGGCCAAGGAAGGUAUACCUCAUGCUGAAGCUGCCCAGAGGAUCUGGAUGGUGGAUUCCAAAGGCCUAAUUGUCAAGGGCAGAAGUCACCUGAACCAUGAGAAGGAAGAGUUUGCUCAUGAUCAUCCUCACAUAAAAACCCUGGAGGAAGUGGUGGAAACCAUCAAGCCCACAGCUAUCAUCGGUGUGGCUGCUAUAGGUGGUGCUUUCACUGAGAAGAUCAUCAAGAACAUGGCUGCUAACAACGAACGGCCAAUUAUUUUUGCCCUCAGCAAUCCCACAAGCAAAGCUGAGUGCACAGCAGAGCAGUGUUACACACUUACUGAGGGACGGGGUAUAUUUGCCAGCGGAAGCCCCUUUAAAAAGGUCACUUUGGCAGAUGGGCGCAGCUUCUAUCCUGGGCAGGGAAACAAUGCUUAUGUGUUUCCUGGAGUCGCGUUGGGAGUUAUUGCCUGUGGUGUUCGCCACAUCUCGGACGACAUUUUCCUCACUACAGCAGAGGCCAUUUCUGAGAUGGUCACUGAGGAGCACUUGGCUGAGGGAAGACUGUAUCCUCCACUGAAGACCAUCAGAGAAGUGUCCUUUAAAAUCGCUGUUAAGAUUGUGGAUCAUGCCUACAAGCAGGGCAUUGCCUCAUGGUACCCUGAACCCAAAGAUAAAGAGGCCUUCAUUUUAUCCCAUGUCUACAACUCCGACUACGACUCCUUCACUCUGGAUUCAUACAGCUGGCCUAAGGAUGCCAUGAAGGUUCAGAACGUGUAGCUUUUUGACCAUCAUCCUUUUCAAAGGGAUAUUCUCAUAUCAGUCACAUGCCUUAUUAUUCAGUUCAUAACCAUCUGACAGUAUACACUCCAGCUCCAGGCCAACCAAUCCUUAAAAAAAAGCAGCUGCUUUCACUGAUUUGACACGAGAUGAGCUGUAUCUGCUGCGGGUGAUAAAAAACAAGCUCAAAUUGUCUUCAGAGCUCAGUUCACUGAGAGAAAAGCAGCUUUUUAAUGCAGUUACAAGCACUUUCCCCCCUCAUCUAUUCAAGCCCGUUUGCCAGCAGAUCUGUUCAAUCUUUUAGCUCUGCUGUCAGCAUUCUAUUUAUUUCUAACCAGUUAUUCGCUCCAACUAUUUAGCACUCCUGCAAACACAUAUGUACUGUAAGUGUAAGGAGAUGAACUAUUUUUGUACAGCAACCCUGAGAAAUGAUAGACUACCUGGUUCGAGCAUUUAUACGAGAAGGGACUUUUGUUAGUUAGGUAGGAGAGUAGAUAUCCAAUUGACCUGUUGUUAAUUGAGUCCUUUUAAAAUGGAUUUUUUUUACAAGUUUCUCCUGUUGUCUGCAGCCAAAGUUUGUCUAAUUUUAAACAUAUUAUUGUAAAGCGCUGAACAUUGGUGGCUUGAGUAUAUCAGUUUAAAUGUCCACCUAAAGUGAGCUGUUUGUCUACGUUCAUUGGAGUGCGUGCAGUUGUUUUUAAUGUUUCUCCUCAUUUAGGAUUAUGCUUUGCUUCUCAGUAAUGCACGAUUAUGGAGUUAUUUUUUUCAGAUAUUCAAGGAGAUUUUGAAGGGAUUGUGGCUUUUAAAUAAACACUUUCAAAUAAA
Molecule: messenger RNA, 2806 nt
Organism: Danio rerio (zebrafish)
Lineage: Eukaryota; Metazoa; Chordata; Actinopteri; Cypriniformes; Danionidae
Gene: me3
Product: malic enzyme 3, NADP(+)-dependent, mitochondrial
Molecular function (GO): malate dehydrogenase (decarboxylating) (NADP+) activity; oxidoreductase activity, acting on the CH-OH group of donors, NAD or NADP as acceptor; NAD binding
Source: RefSeq, marked validated